Molecule: messenger RNA, 5369 nt
Organism: Sander lucioperca (pikeperch)
Lineage: Eukaryota; Metazoa; Chordata; Actinopteri; Perciformes; Percidae
Gene: eea1
Product: early endosome antigen 1
Exons: 30
Coding region: 149-4351 (1400 amino acids)
Biological process (GO): endocytosis
Cellular component (GO): early endosome
Molecular function (GO): metal ion binding; 1-phosphatidylinositol binding
Source: RefSeq, a predicted model, not a curated record
GUCCUGUUGAACUAUCCUCUCCCGGCUCCGUGACCCGCCCAUUCGCCGCUGCUGCCUGAUCUCGGUCAGGUGUUAGUUGUACAGCGACGUAAACUUUGCAUUAGGAAAACUGGUUGGAUUUUGAGUCGGGACAAAUAAAGUCGAGGCCAUGUUCAGACGGAUACUUCAAAUGACUCCUGGGAAGGGAGGGUCCCAGAACGCAGAGCCGGAGCAGCCCAGCACAGACCUUAACCACGAUCAGACGUCUGAGGGCUUCAUCUGUCCUCAGUGCAUGAAGUCACACAACUCUGCAGAGGAGCUGUUCAAGCACUAUCAGCUGUUCCAUGACACCGGAGACCUGCCCACUCAUAUGGCACCCACUCGGGAAGACCUUACAAUGCUGCGGCAAGAGGUUCAGGACCUGCAUACUUCUCUCAAGGAGGAAAAGUGGUUCUCUGAAGAGCUCAAGAAGGAGUUAGACAAAGUCCAAGGACAACUGAAGCAAAAUGAUGGACAGACGGGCUCAGAGGAUGCAGCCCUUGAAAGGAAGUUGAACGAAGCGGAGACCGAAAAGUUCAACAUCAAGCAGAUGAAAGACCUGUUUGAGCAGAAGGCUGCCCAGCUGGCCACAGAGAUAGUAGACUUAAAGUCCCGCUAUGAUGAGGAGAAGAGCCUAAGGGAGGCUGCUGACCAGAGGCUGGGCAAACUGACCGAACAGCUACAGAAAGAGAAGCAGGAGAACGAGAGACUCCAAACAGAACUGCUGCAGCGACCGGGAGUGGAGGAUGUGGAGGUACUGCAGAAGGAGCUGGUGCAGGUCCAGACACUGAUGGACAGUCUGACCCGUGACAGGGAGGAAGAGUCUGAACGCCUCAAAACCCACUACGAGCAGCUGCAGGCUAACUACACUACCUCAGAGAUUCGUAAACUAGAGAUGACCAUAUACCAACUAAAAGCAGAGCUGGAGAAGGGUCCACAGGAAGCAGCUGUCUACACACAACAGAUCCACCAGCUACAGAGCAGUCUGAAUAAUUUGCAGCAGGAAAGCCAGAGCCUGUCUGAGAAGCUUGCACGCAAGGAGAAAGAGUAUCAGAAACUGGAGGAGUGUCUGGAAGCUGAGAAGGCUGCCAAGAAGGGAGUUCAAGGCAGCCUGAGAGAGAGGGAGCUGGAGGUUCAAGAGCUCCAGGCUCGGGCCACAGGGGCAGAAGCCUCCGUGCAGAAGGCCCAGACGGAGCUUGGAGAGAGGGCUGAGGAGGUGGCAAAGUUGAAGAGUGAGAUCACGGAGCUGGAGGUGAAGCACGCAGAGCUGAAGGUUGAGAGGAAACAGUUGGAACAGCAAAGGGAAGAAAAAGACAGCCAAGGUGCUCAGCAGCAGACUGAGAUCAGUCAGCUGCACGCCAAACUGCUGGAGACGGAGAGGCAGCUGGGCGAGGCGCAGGGUCGUCUUAAAGAACAGAGGCAGCUGUCUGGGGAGAAACUAAAAGACCGCGAGCAGCAAGCAGCCGACCUGCAGCUCAAACUGUCCCGUGCAGAAGAACAGUUGAAGGAGAGUGCCAGUAAGAAUACAGACCUGCAGCACCAGCUGGAGAAAGCCAAGCAGCAGCACCAGGAGCUGCAGGCGCUGCAGCAAAACACUAACGGCAAACUCCGCGAGGCACAGAAUGAUCUGGAGCAGGUGCUGCGUCAGAUCGGAGAUAAGGACCAAAAGAUCCAGAAUCUGGAGGCUCUGCUGCAGAAGAGUAAGGACAUUGUGAGCCAGCUGGAAGCCGAGAGAGAUGACCUGUGUGCCAAAAUCCAGGCCGGUGAGGGAGAGACGGCUGUCCUCAACCAGCUAAAAGAGAAAAACCUUGCACUACAGGAACAGGUCACACAGUUGACAGACAAGCUGAAGAACCAGUCAGAGAGCAACAAGCAAGCCCAGGAUAACCUACAUGAGCAGGUCCAGGAGCAGAAGACCCUGCUGCGUUCAGCCCAGGACAGAGCCCACACCCUGGAGACCUCCGUCACUGAACUCACCGCCCAGCUCGCAGACAGCAAGGAGAAAGUAGCCCAGCUGGAUGCUCAGCUGAAGGCAAAGACAGAGAUGCUGCUAUCUGCAGAGGCAGCCAAGGCUGCGCAGAAGGCAAACCUGGAAAACAACCUGGAGACUGCUCAACAUGCACUGCAGGACAAGCAGCAGGAGCUGAAUAAAGUUCAGAAGAAGGUGGAGGAACAGGCCCAGAGGCUCAAGGAGAGACAGGAGCAGUGCGCACAGAUGGACACCAAUCUGAAGGAAUGCAAAGACAAACUAUUGGCCUCAGAACAGCGUAUAGAGAAGCUGGAGGGGGUCAAUAAGAAAUUGGAGUCACAGGUUGGGGAGUUGCAAGCCACACGGGACCAAGUGCAGCAAGAAAUGCAGAAGCUGCAAAAGGAGGGGUCAGAGGUCAAGCGGAAAGCCAAGGAGCUACAGCGCUCGCUGGAAACGGAGAAAGCAGGGGCCACAACACUACAAGAAGAAUUGAAGAAAAAAGCGGCUGCUUUGAGUGACGUUCAGCAGCAGCUGGAGCGCAGUGAGGAGGACAAAGCUGCUCUGAAGUUGGAUCUGGACAAGGUGAGCCAGGAGGGAAAGACGAAACAUGCAGAGCUGGACAGGAAAGCUCAGAGCCUGACAGUAGACUUACAAAAGGCCCAACAAGAGAAAGAGGCUCAAAGGAAGGAGCUUGCCUCUACGCAGGAGAGUCUAGGAAAGGCUAAUAAGGCACUAAAAGAGAGUCAGAGUCAACUGGACACAGAGAGGAAGAACCAUAAGUCAGCAAUGGAGGAGAAGGAAAAGUCCAAUGAGAAGGCCAGACAGGAGCUUCUUAAGAAUAACGAGGCCAUCACCAAGGCAAUGAAAGAAUCUAAAGAUCAGUUGGAGCAGAUGGGAGAGGCAGAGAAAAAGUUGAAGGUGCAGCUGACCACGUUGGAGCAGCAGCACUUAAAGGCUCAGGGGGCGCUGAAGGAAAAAGAGAAAGAGUUGGAGAAGUUGCAGGCACAACUUAAGAUGUCCCAGGGGUCCUUUGAGGAGGAAAUGAAGAAACUGGAGGGCCAAGUUGCAAAGUUACAAGAAGUUAAUGUCAAGAAGACGGAAGAGGAGAGUAAGCUGAGGGCUCAGGUGUCAGAUCUCGGCAAGGAGCUGGCCUCUGAGAACAGUCGGACGACAGAGCUGCAGAAGGCCUUGGAGCAAAGGCAGGAAAGCCUCACUAAGCUUCAGUCUGACUUGUACGGCAAGGAGUCUGAGGUCUCUGCCAUGCGUCAAGAUCUGAAGGCGUCAGAGAAGAAGCUGAACUUGGCUCAGGAAGAGCUGGCCGCUAACCGCAACCAUCAAACAGGUUUAGAGGCUCAGAUCCAGGAGCUGCAGACGGGCCGGGGCUCGUUGGAGCAGGAGCUGGCAAAACGGGACCAGAAGCUCCAACAGCAAGAACAAACCCUGAGGGAACUACAGAAGCAACAGGGUCAAGUAAAGGAAGAACUGGAGAAGGAGAGGAGUAAAGUGGAGGAGCUGAACAAAGCCAAGAGUGUCCUGGAAAAGAAUAACACCAGACUGACUUCUGAAUUAAAAGCAGUAACGGAGAAGAGUGAAAAGGACCUGGGUGAGUUGCUGGAAGCCAAGCAGCUGUUGAUCCAGCAGAAAGUGGAGCUGCAGGGUCAGGUGGAGGCAGCACAGAAGAGCCUGGAGCAGGAGCAGAAAGAGCACCAGGCCACCAGGGACAGCAGGAGCCAGCGAGAGGAGCAGCUCUGCGCACAAACCAAGAUUGUCCAGGAUCAGUUGUCGGCCGAGAAGCGAGCGAGAGAAGAGCAGGUGAAGCGUGGGGAGGAGACAGCAGCUAAGAUGGGUGUGCAGGUGACGGCUCUGAACGAAAACGUGGCCACGCUGAAGAGGGAGUGGCAGGGCAGCCAACGGAGAGUAGGCGAACUGGAGAAGCAGAUCGAUGAGCUGAGAGGAGAGAUCGCUGUGCUGGAGGCCACCGUCCAGAACAACCAGGACGAGAGACGGGCUCUUUUGGAGAGGUGUGUGAAGGGUGAAGGCGAGAUAGAGAAACUGCAGGCCAAGGUGGUGGAGCUGAGGAGGAAGCUGGACGACACGACGGCAGCCAUGCAGGAGCUGGGCAGAGAGAACCAGUCGCUCCAGAUCAAGCAGUGCCAGAGUCUGACCAGGAAGUGGGCCGAGGAUCACGAGGUGCAGAACUGCAUGGCCUGCGGGAAAGGCUUUAGCGUCACUGUCAGGAAGCACCAUUGCAGACAUUGCGGCAACAUUUUUUGUGCCGAGUGUUCAUCGAGGAACGCCUUCACACCGUCCUCUAAAAAGCCAGUACGGGUCUGUGAGACGUGCUUUGAGGACCUCCAAGGCUGAUUUCACUCCCAUCCCUUCAACCCCCCCCCCCUUCCCCCUCCACUUCCUACUUCAGCGGGCAGAAGAAGGCGUGUCUUUGUCAUAUUCAAUGUGCACUAUUAAGGACAAACCCAGUGCAAAGACGCCCACCUGCAUGUGACUUCCGGCUCUCGUGUGGAGGGAAAUAACUGAAGGGUUUUAAUGAAGAGACACCAGAGCCACGUAACUGGGAUUGGGGUUGGAUUUGGUUGGGAUUGUCUGUAUCUGUUUUUGUGCCUUUGCUAGUCCUGUUGACUGCCAGAGAGCGGAGGCAGCGAGAACUAAACACCAUCCAUCUCUUUAAGUUCCUAUUCACCAUCUCCAUUGUUUUUUUAGAUUCAUUAGUAAGUGCAAGGUGGUUGCUGUGUAUGUUGUAAGAUGUUUGGUGUCAGUUGUCAGGAGGUGUAAGGUCAGUGUGACGCUGCAAGAGUGACUGGAGGAAGUAAAUAUUGUCAUGUGGAUGUUGAAAAUCACUGCUGCCCUACAAAAGUAAAUGCAGGUAACUAUUUUGUCAAGAAAAGAAAAAUCUGUAAAUAUCCAAUGUGACGUAUUUUCUUUGUAUAACUACACCAAUCUGAUUACCAAGAAAUCAGAUUUUUAUAGGAAGAUACAGUGAAUUAAAGUUAUCAGUAAGUACAAAAAUAUUUUUGAAUAUUUUUUCAGUUUAACUGUAUUUAUGUGUGUAAUGCAGAUUUGACCUUCAUAAUACAUAUAAUAAGUGUGCUGAAAUAGUUGUUUUUUUUUAGGCGCAUACUUCAAAUUUGCUUUCAAGAAAUCAUUAUUUGUGCUUAAACAUGAUUAGAAAAUAUUAGGUAGAGUUUUUAAAUUUAGGAGUAUGCAUUGUUUUGUAAAUUCACAUUAAUAAAGAUCACUAGAUCCUUUUGUUAACAUUGUGUUGCACAGUAUAAAACAACAAAACCAAGCAAAUUACAUCUUACAUUUUUUCACAAUUUUUGGUAUUAUAAAUGUUCAACUGUAAAAAGAAAAGCUGCCCUCUAAA